AAGGGACCUAAUAAUCAGCAUUGUUGUAAAUAAAUGAAAUUCCACCCAUAUCGUCGACGUACAGAUAAUGUACGCAAAGUUAUAAUCGAAAUAAUAGUUUAAUGGCUACUGUUAAGAAAUUAUUUAUAUUUUCAACUACUUUUUUGUCCGGAAUCGCAGUUCUAAUUACAAUUAUUUGUCUGGCAACGGAACAAUGGAUAUACACUGAUAAAUUAAAAAUCGUUUCCAAAGAUAAUUUCAUCGGAUAUUAUAAUCAUCUAAAAUAUGGAUUAUUUCAGGGAACCUAUCGACAAGUGGUUCCUACAACAAAUGCUUACCAAAUUACGAUCACGUGUUUAGCGGAAAAAAAUAUAUGUGCGUUUAUAUGUGCAAACAGUACAGAUAUGAGAUAUUCAAUUUUAAAGGAUAUUUACGAUGGAAAGGACGUUAAUAUCAACAUUGAUAAUUGCCCUAAAGUUUCAACGUACCAUCAGUAUUAUAAUAGACCCAUUCAACUACAUAUUUCAUCAAAUUCUGUAGAAAAAAUAUACAUCAAUUGCGGAGUAUGGGUAUCGACGAUACUCUUUUUGGUAAUUUCAAUUACAUUCGGAUUUAUAUCCGCUUCACUAUCUUUAUACAAUACCGUCUCUAAUCCCGUUCAGGUUUAUUUAAGUAUUUAUGGAUUAUUUGUAUACACUGCCAUAGCAGCUUGUAGUAGUUCAAUCGCUAUCAUAUUAUGGGGAAUUCACUAUCACAAAAACAUAUUUCACAAUGUAGCUUUUUUUUAUACUUUAACUGGCGAGAUGUCAUCUGAUAAGACGGCAUAUUUGGGUUAUUCUUAUUGGUUGAAUUUGAUUCCAAUAGUAUUAUACAUUUCCAGUAUUUGUGUUUUGUACGCUAGGGAAUAUUUAAUAUCAAGGGAUCCAAAACAAAAAAUAGUACAUAGGGAAGAACACGGAGAUCCUAUCAUAUAUUUAUAUUAAUUCUAAUCUUUUAUUGUUAUUUAUAUCCAGUAACUAUUAAUUAUACUAAUUUAAAAUUUU
Diorhabda sublineata is the source of this 1022-nucleotide messenger RNA. RefSeq names its product clarin-3-like. The record is from RefSeq and is a predicted model, not a curated record. The transcript is spliced from 4 exons. NCBI's taxonomy places the organism in Eukaryota, Metazoa, Arthropoda, Insecta, Coleoptera, Chrysomelidae. The coding region runs from base 102 to 962 and encodes 286 amino acids.